Messenger RNA from Dreissena polymorpha, 1220 nucleotides. RefSeq names its product CAP-Gly domain-containing linker protein 1 homolog. NCBI's taxonomy places the organism in Eukaryota, Metazoa, Mollusca, Bivalvia, Myida, Dreissenidae. The coding region runs from base 72 to 899 and encodes 275 amino acids. The record is from RefSeq and is a predicted model, not a curated record. The transcript has 11 exons.
CAUACAAAUACACGAAUGCUGAUACUGUGAACAGAGAAUACCAGCUCAACUUGGAUGAUGGCGGGCAACUGAUGAAAAAAAAAGGAAACACCCAGGUUCAUUUAGCCCAUUCCAAAAUGGCAGCGCAAACGAUAGAGAUAGGUACACGAGUGAAGGUGAUAGAGAAGCGAGUAGUGGGCACAGGAAUAGUGGCCUACAUGGGAACUACCACAUUCCAACCAGGACAGUGGAUAGGUGUCGUUCUUGACGAGGCUAAAGGUAAGAACGAUGGAACAGUUCAAGGAAAGGCCUACUUCACCUGCCCACACAACCAUGGGAUAUUCGUUCGCCGUUCGGUGGUUCAGGUCAUCGACGACGCUAGGUCACUCACAAAAACAGCAUCGCUCGACCCAUGUCCGCCAGUGGGCUACUCGCCAUUAGAGACACCCAUGCCUUCUGGACCACCCACGCUCAUUUCAUCGGGCAUUCAUGCGUCCGAGCCGUCGCCAGGGUUACCGAACCCCUCUCAAGAUAAUGUCGUUGGGUCGGAUUGCGUGGAGGGUGCAAGACAGGAUGCAGAUAAUGUCGUUGGGUCGGAUUGCGUGGAGGGUGCAAGACAGGAUGCAGAUAAUGUCGUUGGGUCGCAUUGCGUGGAGGUGAUAUAUGCAAGACAUGAUGCAGAUCGUGUCGUUGGGUCUGAUUGUGUGGACAAUGCAGAAAAGGAUGCAGAUCGUGCCAACUGGUCUGAUUGUGUGGACAAUCCAAAACAGGAUGCAGAUGCUGACAUUGGGCUUGAUAAUCUGGAACAUUUAGUAAAAGUGUUCAUAGACGGUGGAGGACAACACGAUACUGGUUGUGGGAACGAUAACCUUUUGUUCAACUCUACAGAUCUGGUAGAAGUUCGUCUACAUAGGCGAUGAAGAUAUACAACAAUAACAACAUGGCCGCAAAAAACUGUUAUUGUUGGCGUCAAAUAAAUACCUUUCAAAAGCCUAAAAUAGUUUUCUAUUACAUAAUUAACAGAUCAGGAAAACACUCAUACCUCUGUAAUGUGUAUACAGAAGAAAAUCCACUUAAGCCCAAGACUCACUUUUGCCGGAAGAGCCCCGGUCCAUCCCGGUUUGCUAACGCCGGUCGACCGGCGAGGACCGGGAUGAUUCGUAGAAUUUUUUUUUACGCAGUCAGACUAUUUCCCGGUGCCGCCCCGGUUGAAGCCGGUCAACAGCCCGGCAGAGUCCCGG